Homalodisca vitripennis (glassy-winged sharpshooter) is the source of this 924-nucleotide messenger RNA. RefSeq lists its product as uncharacterized. The record is from RefSeq and is a predicted model, not a curated record. Lineage: Eukaryota; Metazoa; Arthropoda; Insecta; Hemiptera; Cicadellidae. The coding region runs from base 34 to 924 and encodes 296 amino acids. The transcript has 2 exons.
AUUUCAAUUAUAAAUAUUUUCAGUUUCAGAAUAAUGCCGCGGAAGAAAUCUAACCUCAACAAUCCGUGUAGCAGAAAGGUACGACUCCAGCGCGCUCGGCGAGCUCGAGAAUCAGAAGAAGAAACUGCAGCAAGAAAUGCAGCUCAACGAAUUAGAACAGCAAAAAUUCGUAGUCAAGAAUCUCAAGAACAGCGUAAUAAACGUCUGCGACAAAAUGUAUUAAGGGCAAGAACUGCGCGACAACAGAAUAUAGCCAGAUUUAGAGAACUCGAAAGAACGAGGCAACAAACCAGUCGUGUAUUAACACGUGCAUCAUUCUUUCGCCUUGCGUUUGAGUAUGAACCAGACAUUAAUUACUCGGCACAUUCUAAAAUUACAAUUGGUGCGAUGGAUAAAAUAUGUCAAUAUUGCCACGCGUUAAAAUUUCGAAAUGAAACAACUGGAAUGUGUUGUGCAUCAGGAAAAAUUGUACUGCCACUUCUUCCUACUCCACCAGAACCUUUGAAAUCACUUCUUGCUGGCGAAUCAGACGAUUCGAAAUUAUUUUUAUGUAAGACACGUAAAUUUAAUUCUUGCUUUCAAAUGACAUCUUUUGGUGCAACUAAGAUUUGCGAUUUAACAUCUGAUGGACGUAAUUUUGAAACGACAUUCAAAAUCCAAGGCCAAGUGUAUCAUAAGAUUGGGUCACUAAUGCCGAUGCCUGAUGAGGAUUCAAAGUUUCUUCAAAUUUAUUUUAUGGGCAGUUAUGAGGAUCGUGUGACAACUAGGCUAAGUGAAUUUGUGGCUCGGUCUAGCGAAGGGGUCGUGAGUGACUUGGAGGAAUCUGCGGAUGAACCAAGGGUACCCGUAACGGAUGAUUUAGUGGAUAAUCCCAGUUUAAAACAGGACGAAGUAGGAACUUGUACUGUGCUGCCCCCCCUGUAG